UUUCGCGCCUUUUAAUGUUAGAUAGCGCUGCAAACGUUAUCCGAAAGCGUUAGUCAAGUGUAUUGUACAAUGAAAAGAGAUUACAUCGCAUUAUGUCCGUCAGGUCAUAGUUUUUACACGGUUAUAUUUGGUGAAGUCGUGCGUGACGAGUUAUGCAACAUUUGGUGUAAAAGCGCCCCAUAAUAGGACGACCAGAUAUUGUGACACCUGACCUACUUAGACAGUAUCGUCGUAUUUAAGACAGUGGUUCUAAAUGCCUGCAAACACGAGAGAACAGGGAAAUCUUUCGGAAAUUGCGUCUUUCCGUGAUACAUUAUUGGAACACAGUGCCGUGUCUAGUAAAUCUUGGUACCUACAUAAGACUACUCUCGAUACGUUCCUUCUUUCAAACCACUUUUCCUUCCGUUAUUGUUCAAUGUCAGAAAAUUAAAGUAAAACUUAUGAGAUUAUAUCAGUGUUUGAGAUAUUUGUAUUGAACAUACAAAUAUGUUUGGUUAGUCUUUUUCUAGAUUGUAUGGCAUUUACGAGAUGAGUAUAGUCAUAUUUUCCCUUUCGUUACCCACUGACGUGCCUGUGAAUGUAAUAUUGGGUGCAAUACUUAUUGUCAAUAGUUUGUUGAAAUUAUUAUAGAGACAGGAAUUUAAUAUUGUAUUUUAUAGUAAUCGAUUAAUUUUAGUUUCACGAGCUUUUUAGUAUAUAUUUUCAUUUAUAACAUUGCACCUGUCGUGUAAACAGUCUAACUUGUGCGAUAUCUUAUAAUCGUACAUCGUGUUAAAAUUAAGACACGAGCAAUUUGAGUAAAUUUGAAAGAAUUAAUGAAACGAAUUAAUUUUUCACAGAUUAUAAAGACACACGUCAUCUACUACAUUUUCAAAAUUAAUCGAAAUAUUGUUGAGUAACGCAUCGAUCAUAGUAGAAAAUGAAGAUAAAAGACAAAAUCAAUUAUAAUUAUCGCUGUAGAAGAUUGAAUUGUUAACUUUAAGAAGAUGGUACGAACGAGUUCGUGAUACAUCGAUCUAUCGAAGCUGCAACGCUGGUUGAAAUCGAUGACGUAAACAAACUUUCGAUCGAGUUGGAAUUCGAGAAGAAGAUUAUCGCAAUAACGUCGAUAGAUGCUACACCACGAUGGCAGGAACGAGAAGGCGGGUAUCAAAAAAUGUGUUUUCGGUGCGCGGUACUGACAGAACGGCUAGGUCGCGGGCACUAACGCGGAUCAUACGACCCUGGAACUCGUGCUGUCAGAGCGCAACGGUGCGCCGGACGCUCGCUUGACUAAGGGAGUGCCCGUCCCGAUGCAAAGUGUAAGUGAAGUGGCCUACAGACCUACAUUUGUCUAACGUUCGAUUUUUUUCGAGCCGGCGGACAGGAGGUUAAUAAUCCGCGCGGGGCUCAUUUUUCCGCGGGCGUGUGUGAUGUCGCUGUUGUGUGAUAUACCGAUGUUUGGUUGAAAGAGACGGUGUAGUUUCGGUACGCUCAGACGGCGCUGGCCGGCGCGGGGAGCGUAGUAGUAAAAAGAGAGAAGGAUAGCAAGAGCGUGCGCACACGAGGAGGAAGAGAGAAAAACAGAGAGGGAAAACAAGGAAAGAAGGAGAUAUAGAAGGAAAAAGACCGAACGCGCGGUUCUGUCGACUAGACAGAGAGAAAGGAAAGAAGACAGACAGAUAGAUAGACGGGGGUAAGAAAGAGAGCGAGGGCACGUAAGAGAGUGUAGGUGUUUCGAGAGAAGUGCGUGCGCUCGGGGACGACGUGCAGGAGGAGGGACCCCCGUCUGUCUGUCUGCUGGAAUGCACGAGGGCCGAAUGGCUACGGGGACAGGGGAAGGUGGGGGCCACACGGCCCUCGAGAACACCACCGCGACGGCCCUUACGGAAUCAACGUCAUCCUCCUCCUCCACGGUACCGACCAUCCUGACUGAAAACAACACCGCGGCUAAUCUGCCUUUGACCGGACCUCAACAGCAGCCGAACCUUCAUCAGGUACAGCAGCAAUCACACUCGCGACCACGGGUCAACUUGGUCACCGAUCUGCCAACGAACGAUGCCUCAGUUUCGAAAAUGGGAUUGCAGAGUGGGGCGGUCCUUGGCACACUUCACACACCGAGACACGUUGCUCGUCGAGCAAGAGAGAGAGAGAGAGAGCAAAAGGAGAAAGAGAGAUACAUCACACUAACAAGAAAGAGAGAGAAAGAUCACACCAGUCUCAUAUUCUUUGCGUCGAAUAUUACGAGUUACAGAUACCAUACCUGCAUAGCUAACACCGAGAUAGUAAUCGCACGCUAGAUGACGAUAUAGGUAGAUUUUUCUUUUUUUUUUUCUUUUUCUUUCUUUUUCGACGAUGGAUCAAAGUUGGCCUUAAUAUUCUUUAUUAACGCGUUAGGUGCCGCAAUGCAAACGGACGUACGUAGUAUGAUACGCUAUGUUAUAAUAGUCAACUCGUCCAAGUAUUGUGCUUCCCAAUACAUAACGAAGAUACCAAAUCUCCUCUUGUUACUACUAUUAUCGGAGUUACUUUACCUUCCCCUACUUUCUUGCUACAAUUUUCUUCCCUUAUCACACUGGUGACCCCCACGGUAUUCAGCGUGUUAACGAUCAUCUUCGAUCGAAACCUGGGGAAGAUUGCUUCCAUUUCUGUCCUGAAUACAUUUACCAGGAUAAUCAUGUGCCCUAAAAAUAGAGCUCUAUACUUUUAGUAUACUGCCAUGAUACUUGGUAUACUCCGAAUUGCUGCAUGUAUAUUUCUGCAUUUACGAUUGUCUGUUUUUCUUCGUGCGUUCGAGGAAGAAACGCGAUGUUGUUUCCGCAUUUUUUGCGAAACACGUAGAGAAGAAGGAAAUCGUUCCGUAUAACGCAAACAGGAUUCCGUGGUUACACAAGUUUCAUUUGUUCAAAUAUAUGAAAUAGUAUAGUAAUGUAUUAUUCAUUGAUUAUAUUAUGGGAUGAAGCAUAUUACUUGCGAUAGUCUCUGGUAAUCGCCUACGAGCGCUUAAAGGAUCAGCGUGAUGCUAAUUGACCCAGAAUAGCUUAAUGCCGAUAAUGGUCACAUCAUUUCAACCCAUACGGGUAAAGGACUCGCACUUUUACAACCUUGUCGUUGCGACUGUCGUUAUCGUGUUCUUCUCCACUAUCGAACAAGUUUCUUGUGUAUUAUCGAUGGAGCAAAUAUACUAGGUGAAGCAAGAUACAACGAAUGUAUCGAUAUUGGACAUCGAUCGAUUAAAAGUUUUCAUUUGAUCGAGCGAUCUAUCCAUUUAGGAAUUCUAGAUUUAACUGCCUUAAUUUUACCAUUAUUUAAUUAACACUUUGACGAUUAAUUUAUUAAUUGUUUCUACGAUUUUUAUUUUUAUUAUAGAAGCAUGUUAUAUGAUAAAAUGUAUUAUUGCUAGAUCAUUUUUGUCUCUAUGAAAUUAGAGAGAGUCAACAUUCUAAUGAAAUCACUGCCUAAUAGAGUGUCGAAACUGUAGAACCUUUGGUAUAAUGAUUUAUCAUUCCCGAACGUAUCGGUGUGCGCCAUUUACAUUUCCAGAGUUUCUGGGUCACAGCUUUCACUUUCUUUCGUUGCUUCUUCCGCCCUUUCGGAUACCCGAAGCACGGCCCUUUUCCCUUUCGUUUGAUCCUUUAUUUUUAUUUUUAUUUAUCGUCACUACGUGAUAACGAUUGAAUGUGACGCGCAACGAAAUACACACGGGUUCCACCUCUAUUCAUUUGUAGAUAAUAAAAUCGCACAGGUACUCAUUGGUUUCCGAUUUG
This is a messenger RNA of Osmia lignaria (orchard mason bee), 3746 nucleotides long. RefSeq lists its product as uncharacterized. Lineage: Eukaryota; Metazoa; Arthropoda; Insecta; Hymenoptera; Megachilidae. The record is from RefSeq and is a predicted model, not a curated record.